AUGGCCGCUGCUGACAAGAAUUUUGUUGGGCUACUAAAUGGGCUUGCAAGAAGGACUUAUUUUGCCGAAGAAGAUAUAACAAACGAAUUUUUAAAGCAAGAACUCUUUCCGGAUUUGCCACAAGAGGAAUUUGACGCCUUGUUGAAGAAAUGCGAUGCUUUAAUGAAAAAUAUCGUCGUAGCUGACAUGGAUUUUAACCAAUUAGAGGCAUUCUUGACCUCACAGAGGAAGAAACGUCAGGGGGCGAUCACUGAGGGACAAUCUGCUGCAAUUGUGAAGUUCUGGAAGUCUCAAAAAAGCAAAAUUCAUGAUAUUUUAGUGGAUAAAAGUCGGUGGAAUAACAAGCUGAAGGACCUAAGUUGGAGAAUAGAUUUUAAAAGUCAGGCAAGGCAUGUCAGUCAGUUGAACACCCCUGUUGCUAUUGUUGAAAUGAAGUUUCAAAAUCCUAGAAAUGAAGAGGUAUUGGUUAGAUUUUGGAAAUAACCUCAUUAGUAUUUUUUGUUAAUUACUAAUCACCAUUUGAUUAAUUAAUUAAUUAGCUGUUGACUAUGAAUUAAUUAAUUAAUGAAUAUAAUUAUAACUGAGAAUUUAUAUUUUUAGAAUGUUGACACAAUGCACUUUGAAAUGGAUGAAAAACAGCUCACAAAUGUCUUACAAAGCAUUGGAGAUAUUGAAAAGUUGGUUGAAGCCUAUGGGAAAUAA
Paramuricea clavata is the source of this 702-nucleotide messenger RNA. Lineage: Eukaryota; Metazoa; Cnidaria; Anthozoa; Malacalcyonacea; Plexauridae. The record is from the annotation of a GenBank genome assembly.